Messenger RNA from Chaetomium fimeti, 2274 nucleotides. RefSeq lists its product as uncharacterized. The record is from RefSeq and is a predicted model, not a curated record. NCBI's taxonomy places the organism in Eukaryota, Fungi, Ascomycota, Sordariomycetes, Sordariales, Chaetomiaceae. Bases 95 to 2056 code for a protein of 653 amino acids. The transcript has 2 exons.
UUCCCGGCCAAAAUUGAUACCGACAUAAAAUUCAAUUUUCACGACCUUCUUUAUUAAUUUGACGAUUUGGGUUGGUCACGACCCGCCGUCAGCCAUGGCUGAUCAGUGCAUCGUCUGUCUCGACCCCCUGGAGGUCGAGGUCAGCGCCGCUAUCUCAACCCCGCCAGCCCCUGCAGAAGAGCAGCUGCUAAAAGACCACCACGAACGCCUCGCCAUUGAAGAUGCCGACGCACUCGACAAGCCAAACCAAGAAAACGGACCGGAACACACCAACCACGAAAAUGUAGCCAAGAUCGAGGUUUGCGGCCACAUGCUGCACGACGCCUGUCUGCGGGAAUGGACCGAAAAGGCAAACAGCUGCCCCAUCUGCCGCCAGACAUUCCAUACCGUCACUGUUUACGACAAGGUUGGAGGCAAGAACCUGUCCACCCGUCAAGUCGAGGACAAGAAGCAGGCACCCGUGGUGCCCGACUACGAUCCCCGAGAAUGGAUGGAGGAGAUGGUAGAACAGCCAGAAGUCAGGCGCUGUCCCGUGUGCAACUCGGCUGGGGAUGAGGAGGUGCUCCUGCUUUGCGAUGGCUGCGAUGCCGCCUACCACACCCAGUGCGUCGAUCUCGACGACGUUCCGCGGGGGCCCUGGUUUUGCAUGGAGUGCGAGCACGCCCUUGGCCCGGACGUGAUGCAGCCCGUCGACAAUGUCCCCAACGGGGACGGUGGCUUCUCCGGCCGGGGCUAUUACUUCCCGCGUACCCAAGCUAGUAUGCGGCGCGCACGGCAACGAGCACGGUCCGACGAAUGGCAGGGGGCUUGGGGCAGGAUCACAGGUCGCGUCUGGGAUGCACUCGAGUUGGACCUCGACUACCAGGAUGAGGACGACUCGGCCGUGUUCGAGGGCCUGCAACGGUCUCGCCAACUACGCGAGCGGGAACGGGAAGAACACGAGCGCUGGCAACAACGCCUGAACAUCGCCGCCCGCUUGGGUGCGAGAGACGUCUUCUUGAACAACAUGGCACGGUGGGUGGAACGCCCCCAGCCCAGCCCACCGACCCGCGAGGAACGGCUUGCAUGGGGCGCCUUGGAAAAAGCCAGGGAUAUGGACUCCCGAAAGCGCAAGUCUCGCUCUGCCACGGCCGAGCCAGGCGAAGAAGAGCCGCAUCACGAACCUGAGAGAAAGUUGAAGCGGCCCCGCACCAGGCGGUUGCCACUCACGAAUGGCGAGUCAUCCUCGUCUGCGGCUCGCGAUCCCGCCUCAUCGUCAAGCCGGCAACAACCUCAACAGCAACAAGUAGUACAGCAACAGCAAGUACAACAACCACAACAGCAGGGUAGCUCAGCAUCGAGUAGUACGGCUGGUGCGGCUGGUGCGCCGCCUUCAUUUUUGUCUUCAUUGCUUAAAGAGGUGGAGAUGAGCACGCCGUCGGACGAGGAAACCUUGUUACAAAUGUUUGGGCCGAUCCCGGGUGUUAAUGACGCCCCAUCGCCUGCACAUAGCCAAGGCUCGAUCACGCCGCCACCCAACCGCGCCAGCUCUCCAGUGAUGACGCUGAGCUCACACAUCGCGCCCCUCUACGCCCCGCCGUCUUAUACCCCGACACGAGGGUUAUCGUUGGACACGGCAGAGAAAUCACGAUCGUCGUCACCACAGCGAGCAGCCCAACGAGAGGCCGCUCAGUCAUCGCCCGACAACAGCGACUCGGAGCACCGGGGCCGUAGGCAGCAUCCAUCUCGCCGACACGGCGCGCUGGAGCUCCGGCAACCGCAGCCCCGGCGGACGCACAACGGCAUCCUACCGUCCCGAUCACACAACACAUCACCCGCGCGGCCUCUGCCCUUUGAGAUGAAGGAGAACAUCAGCAAAAUCGUGCGAGGCGCGCUGAAACCGCACUGGCGCUCCAAACAGCUGACGGCGGAACAAUACGAAACCAUCAACCGCGACAUCUCCCGUAAAAUCUACGACGAGGUCAAAAACCCGGAAAUCAACGAGGAUAUGCAGCAGAGCUGGGAGAGGCUGGCGACGCAGGAGGUUGCGCGCGCGGUCGCCUCUCUGAAGGCCUAGAGAGUCGGCGAGCCUCCCUGACCUGUACUGCGGAACAACGGAACACAGCACACAUAGCAUGAUCAUGACACAGCCAUGACCGGGAUGACGGUUGACGAUGGGAUGGUUUCUUUAUCUUGAAUGGGCCCUCAGCGGCGGCGUUUCAGGGCAUCGGGGUCGGGCUGGUUUUGUUCGUUGCAAGAGAGACAAAGGGGAUCUGGAUAGGAUACCCGACGGAC